GACAAAAAGAAAGGAUUAUGAACAUUGAAAAGAGACUGUCAUUUGGCGUGCUUGGGGUUGGAGAUGGAGACUGCGUAGACCUACUCUGAAAGACAAACGCACAGAAAAACAGAGCAAAAGAAGAUGCAGAGCACAUCCCUGCAAUACCCAAAGAGCAGUAGAACCAAGUGAUUCCACUCUCUCUCUCUCUUAUAUAUUUCAGGUUUUGCAGUGGAGCAAGUGGUCAACAAAGUAGGGGGGCGAUGGCUUGCAAGGUGGAAGCUUGUCCGGAGUGCACCAAGAAAUGUUUACUGGUUCAUGGGAGGAAGAAAAACUUAUCACCUCUAGUCACCUCUUUUUUCAAAGUCAUGAUUGGUGAUCGGUUUUCACAAGUCUUGUAUUUGCCCCCUAAAUUCGUUGCUACAGUGUCAUCAUUGGAAAAUCAGAAAACGUUUCUUGAGGACUCAAGUGGGCAGCAAUGGGGAGUAACAAUAUCCAAUCUUGAUGGCUCUCUUGCUUUUGAACAAGGAUGGAGUUCCUUUUCAUCAGACCAUGGCUUACAAGUUGGGGAUUUUUUGAUGUUCAGUUACAUUAUGGGAUCACACUUUGAUGUUAAGGUUUUUGAUACAACUGGGUGUGAAAAAAUAGAUUUUCCUGAGAACAGCAAUGCCAAGAAAAGAGCUAGGGUUGAUUGGAAUUGUACUGCCAAACAUGGCAAACACUACACAAUUGGUGAAGGUUCAACGAAUAAACACAGUUCAAACAUCUCCAUUGGAUCUGUGUCAGAUGUUGAAAUUAGUCAAAGCCAAUGCGAGAGAAAUGAUGUGGAACUAAUACUAAAAGCCUCUGAAAAUAUUUUGAAUGGUGAGAAGAGCAAGGAAAGGGCCAAACCUGUGUCCAAUGCAGAAUACAUUGAAGAGCCAUAUUACAUUAUCGAUCGAGAGGUUAGAGACAAACAAGGAAAUGAGAGGAGCGAUGUACUUGACUUGUUUAACCUGGAAACAAUUGGUGAUGUUAGGAAUAAAGCUGCAGUCGAAGAUGCAAGAUUCCCUAGACCAAAUCGGCAUCCCUUGACCAAAUCGGCUGUGAAACUUGAAGAAAAUGAAGAGAACAUGUCUAACAUAUCAAAUAGAGGAAUUACAAGGUGCCCAAUUGAUAAGAAGGCAUCCACUUCAGAUAAAAUAUCUUGUGAUGAUAAGAGAUCUUGGCAUCCCUUGACCAAAUCGGCUGUGAGACUUGAAGAAAAUGAAGAGAACAUGUCUAACAUAUCAAAAAGAGGAAUUACAAGGUGCCCAAUUGAUAAGAAGGCAUCCACUUCAGAUAAAAUAUCUUGUGAUGAUAAGAGAUCUUGGCAUCCCUUGACCAAAUCGGCUGUGAGACUUGAAGAAAAUGAAGAGAACAUAUCUAACACAUCAAAUAGAGGAAUUACAAGGUGCCCAAUUGCCAAGGGAUCAGGUGCUGCAGCAUCAAUCAAUAUCAGAAAACGAUCAGGUAAAAUAAAUAAAAUAUAUAAAGAAGAGCGAGUGGGGCUGACUCCAGAUUUUUGCAGUCGUAAGAAGAUAAUUCAAGGAAUAUGUGGGAAGGAGCCAAAGUUGAUUAAGGAGGAGAAUAAUCAGAGUUCUGAUAUGAUUGUAAGAGAUAAAGAUAUUGUUCCUGGAGUGGUGAAAGUUGAAAGUAUCGACGCUGUUGGAAUUUCCUCACCAAUUAGAGUGGUGGCCACAGAAAGUCAUUCUUUUCUUGUGUUGCCUUCAUGUUUGUCAUCUAACCAGGGAAGAGCAAAAAUGUCAAGGAAGGUUGUUCUCCUGCGAGAUCCAGCUAUGAGAUUGUGGCCAGUACUCUACCAAGAGAAGUAUCGUCUCAUACUUUUGACAAAUUGUUGGGAAGAUUUUAGCAAGGCAAAUGGCAUUCAACCUGGAGACGAGUGUGUUUUUGGGGUUGAGAGUGUCUCGGAGGGUAUAUAUAGUGUCAAAAUCGCCCGAAGGUGGUAAACAAAGCUGGACUUGCUUUUUUAUAUAUAAAUAGACCAGAAUUAUGUGAAGAACUCUUGGAAUUGUAAUCCAACAUCUAUGGGCCUCCCUUUU
Corylus avellana is the source of this 2060-nucleotide messenger RNA. RefSeq lists its product as uncharacterized. NCBI's taxonomy places the organism in Eukaryota, Viridiplantae, Streptophyta, Magnoliopsida, Fagales, Betulaceae. The record is from RefSeq and is a predicted model, not a curated record. Gene Ontology annotation, molecular function: DNA binding.